Paraglomus occultum is the source of this 909-nucleotide messenger RNA. The record is from the annotation of a GenBank genome assembly. NCBI's taxonomy places the organism in Eukaryota, Fungi, Glomeromycota, Glomeromycetes, Paraglomerales, Paraglomeraceae.
AUGUUCUUAAACGUUGUGGGCUUACUGGGUGUUGUAUAUAGUUUUAAUUGGAACAAAGCACCCAUAGAAGCUUGCUAUUUUCAGGCAUUAGCGACGCAGUUUGCAGCUUUUGUGACGGGUGCUUGUGGAAUAAAUUUUACAAUACAAACUUACCGACUUCUUGUACUAUACAAGCGACGUGAUCUGACACAAUCAAGAUUACGAUAUUAUUACUACGGAUUUCUCAUUAUAUAUCCUAUUAUUGGAACCGCAAUAGUGAGCACUGUGGCCAUUAUGGAAAGGGCUGUCAAGCCCCGAUUUUAUCACUGUGAUAUAGUCAGUCCGAUUUGGGUUCGUCUCGUAAGCUAUAAUGGAGCCAACCUUCUGCUAUCAAUUCCUGGCACUUAUUUCUCGGCACGCGCAGCAAUAGCGGUGUAUCGUCAUACAGGCCAAUUCAAGUCGACCAAAUUAUCUGCCAACGACGUUACCAAUUCACAAGGUUCCACCGACAAUCUAGCGAUAACAACGGAAGCACUCGAAAGUCGAGUAAAUAUCUUGGAUGCUGAAAAGCAUUCCCAUAUUCAAUUACCAAAGAUUAUACAGGACAGCAAAUCGGCAAAGAAAGUCGAACAGGGCAUUAACUUGAAAGCAUCAAUCCAAAAUUACGGCAUUACACGAUCUGCAGCAAUUCGAAUGGUUGUCUUCACCCUUGCUUAUGCCCUUACAAAUCUUGCCGCUUCUGUUGGAAUUAUUCUUGAUGUUAUCGCAAACAAACCAUUAGACCCACAUCCUGGUGGAUCUGAUUUUGUCGGAGCGUCUAUCGGGAUACCAUUACUUUUGGUUUUCGGGACUUCAAGUGAGAUCAGACAUUGGACUGGUGACAAAGUGAGGAGUUUAUUUAACAGAAAUUACGGUUCCCAGCUUCCUUAA